CCUGGGUUGGGCUUGCAUGCUUCCCGCACGCCGAUGUAUUAUCGAAGGUGAUAAUGUUUGAGGUUAAUCCCAGGAAGGCCUGGACUUGAUAUCUUACCAUUGAUCUGAGGCUGAGGAACAUGCACACCUCGUUUCCCGCAGGCUAAGAGACACGGCAAUAUGUAUCUGCGUGUUCGUCCUCUCGGCUGGUGUCUUUGACGACCCUUAUUGACGGCAGCGCCGCAGUUUUGAUCAAUCCCAUUUCAAAAGAGUCUGGCAGAAUGUCAGACUCGGUACUUCAGUUACUGCCCGGGCAGACCCCUCCACUUGCGAUUAUAACUCCUACCGACCAGCGAGGUGUCUUGUACAUCAUCACUGCACUUUGCCUUGCAACAUCGAUUGUGUCGCUCCUGAUCAGAGCAUACGUUCGAGUCGAGUUCAGUCAGUCUUAUGGGAAAGACGAUAUAUCCGUAGCCGCCGCAUUUAUCUUAUUGAUCGUUCAGUCUUGCCUCAUCUUCCUAGCGGCUAGCAAAGGCGUCGGAGAGGCGCUCUCUGAUAUUGCGUCCGGUGACCUUUUGUCUCUGCAGAAAACUUACUAUGCUGCGAACUUGCUAUACAUCGCCACACUAUGGGCAACCAAGAUUUCGACCCUGUUCCUCAUCUUGCGGCUCGCUGUGCAGAGGAUACAUACCCGGACAACUACCGCUGUCUUAGGUGUCACUGGCAUACUUGGCCUGGUGUCAUUCCUCCUAGCGGCUCUUGACUGCAACCUGAACGCGCCAUGGAUUUUCAUCAACGGGCAAUGCUCAAGGGAAGGGGCUCACUGGCGGGCGAUCGCGGCAUUUGACAUCAUCACCGAGUUGCUCCCAUUUGGCACUCUUUGUUUUAUCAUCAACUCCGUACAGAUCCCGCGCAGUAAGAAGUUGGCCAUCGUGGCUGGUUUUGCAUUCCGACUAUUAUUGAUCUUUCCGCUGGCCUUCAGGCUUCACUAUGUCCUGGCCAGCCUCCAUGCUCACGAUAUCACGCUGCGCCAGGACCGAAUCGUCAUCAACACCCAGGUGGAACUGGUUACGGCCAUGGUUGCGGCGACCGUGCCAUGCCUUCGGCCUUUCAUGGCCGCCACAUACACGACCUGGGGAGGUCGUGUAGAUACUGUCUCUGGAUCCGAGUACAACAAGAGUGGUAGCAAUAGUGGGAAGAAGCACACCACAAGUGGCAGCAAAAGUGUCCUCAGCUCUCUCCGGAUUGGAAGGAGCAAGAAAGGCGUAGACGAGCUGACCAGCCGCGAUGAUAUCUCGCUGGAACCCAUGAGCCAAUCCUGGAGUGCCAAAGGAAUGGAUGGGAACCAAACAGAACGACACCCAUCGACGAUAAGAAAACAGAGUGGCGAUGAUUCGGGCGCGAUGAAUCAAGCAGACGAUCAACAGAGCUUAGGCAGCCAUGACAGUCAGAGGAUGAUCAUCCGACGAGACGUCGAGUGGAAUGUCAGAUUCGAGAAUCGCCCGGAUUUGAACGGGACUGGAAUUGCGAGGUAAUGCAAUCAAGUACCCUAGGGAUGUUUCUCUUGGUGAGUACGAUCUUGACGGGAGAUGAUUGUGCCAAUCCAAUGAAUGUUGCGGGAACAACUUUGUGUAAAAGUAUUUCAAAAAUGGGCAGAUUCAGCCGAUAGGACUGCCUUGUACAGUGUGGGAUUUUGAAGGAGCGAUGGGCAUCUAUAGAUAUAGAUACUGGGAUGACUGCAAUGUUAUGGGAUUGGAGGUUCUUUGGACAAGGCUAUGACGGCAGGUGUGACUGAGUAAGGCUGUGCUCGUGCCUAAAACGCGUAA
Messenger RNA from Exophiala viscosa, 1805 nucleotides. RefSeq lists its product as uncharacterized. The record is from RefSeq and is a predicted model, not a curated record. NCBI's taxonomy places the organism in Eukaryota, Fungi, Ascomycota, Eurotiomycetes, Chaetothyriales, Herpotrichiellaceae. The coding region runs from base 261 to 1514 and encodes 417 amino acids. The transcript has 5 exons.